Molecule: messenger RNA, 2987 nt
Organism: Penaeus vannamei (Pacific white shrimp)
Lineage: Eukaryota; Metazoa; Arthropoda; Malacostraca; Decapoda; Penaeidae
Source: RefSeq, a predicted model, not a curated record
UGAAGUGAGAAGAUUCGAAGAUUCGAGUCGAUGUUGUCUCGAAUAAACUGCGACAUUAUGAGCCGGGUGUCACCUCGCCGCGAUAGUCCUGUUGCUCGUGCGUGUGAGGUUGCGGGUACGCGGAGCCCUCGCAUGUCGCCAAUACAUACCUCGCACUUUUAAUCAAUAAUUCGCGGUGACAUUCGUCGUGAUGGCUCGCCUCCAGGUGGGGACACGAGGUAAAGCCCGGGUUUAAGUUCUCCGGGAAAAUCACGGACGCCAUACGAUUUAUCCUGUGUCCAGCUGUCAUUAGGCGAUUGUUCCGUGGUGAGAUCUGGCACACUCGCUGUUUUCUUGCACGUUGUAACGUUAGAUUACUCAGCCCGGAGCGCGCGUCGGGUCUGGACCUGGGGCGCCGCGCUGUCCUGGCCGUUACACACAGUCACACGCACGUCGGAGCUUCCACGCCCGCUCUUAUUACACUGGAUAUUUUACGUGUGAAGCCGUCGGACUCCGGGGAGAGUUAGCAGUUAGCAACCAGAGGAGCGGCUGUGCGCGGCUGGAGUGAAGGAGGAUUUUGAGAAAGCUUGGAUUUCAUUCGCGAAGUGACUUUCUCUUUUUCUUUCUCUUUGGGAAACUGACAAGAAUUAUUUUGGAAGAGGAAAAAAAUAACUUCGUCUCGAAAUGGCGGUGGUUCUUCCCUGUGAUGGACAUUAUGGAAUAUGAACAGAAUUGUACUAGAAACAUGAGCGAAUUUAAUAACAUGUCAUGAAUUUGUGCGACAUUAGCGAAUACUGACCCUGGGAGAAGAUUGCACGCGAAUACUGCAGAGACACGAUUCCAUUAUUGCUGUAACAACUCUCUACUUGCAGAAUGGACCUGAGAGAUUCGCCCGUCCUCAUGUUUACGGCCUCCACGCCUACGCCCACGCCCACCGAUGAGUCCGACGCCCCCGCCUCCCCGCCCGUCCGCCCCGACGUGGCCCGCGAAGCCGCCCGGGCCACGGCGGGCCUCGACCUGCCGUCCCCUGUGGCGCCCAAGAAGCCUCGCUACACGCCCGUGCCCACCCAGUUCCAGCACCAGUUCACGCCCGUCCUCAACCAGUACCGGCAGCAGUUCACGCCCGCGCCGAAGCCGUUCCAGGCGCAGCUCCCCGCCUCCGACUCCAGCUACAUGUGGCCGCCCGGGGUGCAUGCCCUGGCCGGCCUCGACGAGCUGCUCAUCUGCCCGAGUAAAGAUUCAGUGUUCAAAAUCAAAAACGCUGAGAAGGAAGUUCUGUUCACGGCGGAAACCGAGGACGAGGUCGAGUGCUGCUGGUGGACGGGUUCGAAGGAGACGACCAGCAUGUUCAUCGUGAAGAACACAGAUCACCAGGAAGUGUUCUACGUGAGGAGAACAUUCGAGCCUAACGGUUGUUUCCUCACCAACAGUAGCACAAGCAUCGACGUGACCUUCCCCUCGGAGGUGCCAGUGGGUCACGUGAUCACAGAGGGCCGGAAAUACGUGCUGACCAACCCAUCGGCUGACGUUUUGCUGCGCGUGUGGAGGGACGGCCUCAUGUGUGGUCCUAGGCCGUACAAGAUCUACUCCGACGACGGCGAGGAGGUCGGCUCCAUCGAGUGCCACAACUCGGCCAAGAACAGACUGGUGUUCCCCGCCGACCAACAGAUCAGGAACAAGGUGCUACUCCUGGGAACCGCCCUCGACAUAAUCACUCGAUACAGGUGUCGGCGGCCGGAAACGCAAGCCUCCGCCGCCGUCAAGCUGUUCCCCCUGGAGAAGAUAACGCCCAAGGAGAUCCGGGAGCGCGUCUUGAAAGUGUAGUGUCGGCAGUCACUGUAUCUCUAAGUGUCUAAGCUACUUUUUUUUAAAGUCUCGAGGCGCUGUACCUUUAAAAGGAGGUCGAAGUUGUUUCCACUUUUUUUUUCGAUGCUGUGACUCCGUGUAUCGAUGUCGGAUCUGUGCAUCGUAUGACCGGAACUCCUAGAGUGUUUUUAAAUGUGUACCCACAACGGACGCUCCAAGGACAGAUCGCAAGUGGCACGGGAGACAGCCGGGAGAGACAGCUGGACGAGACGAUUAAAAGCUCGCACAGAACCGAGGAGUCAAGAGAGACACGAGCCAAGUUUGGAAGCUUAUACUCGUCACGCCACAAAGGACAUUGCAUAUCAAGUCGUGGAUACAGUUUGUGUUGCUAAGCUUACCGUCGAUCUUGUUUCUGGCAACAGCUUCAAGGUUAUGUUCACGUAUGCGUUUCAGUGAUUUAUUUAAUCUGAAUAUAAUGAAUAAAUCAUUCAUAUAUAAAUAAAUAUAUAUACACAUAUAGACAUAUGUAUGUGUAUAUAUAAAGAUUUAAUGACAUGCACAAAGUCUGUAGUUGCAAACUUAGUGUAUUCCAAGUGCAGAACAGAUCCUGCUGCAACAGCUCACCGGAUGCGCACAGAAUUGGCUAAACAGGUUUGAAUAAUGGGCGAGAGAAUUCCGGUCCUUAGCGAUAAUGCGACACCACUGCACUCGCCACCUCUUUGGGAUAACGAGCAGAAUGCAUUAGUUCUGCAUGACGGUUUUUCAUGGUCGCACUUGCGCUACAGCUCUCAUGACAGGGCUUCAUAAACCACACAGGAGAGCCACAGAUCGUAAAACUGCUUGACGGAGGAGGAGGAGGAGGAGGUGUUCGGAGCCUCAGUGUGAGCGGCGGUUCGAAGCACUCGGGUGAGUCACGCGUUUCGACAAGUGCUUCAUAAGCUGUGAUUUGGUUUAUUGCCGUUUUGUCACGAGACCUUGACACGGAAGGAGUCGCGUGUGGAGACGAAGGAAGAUUGUGAAUUAUGAAUAUAUAAAGUUUCUAGAAUAAUGGUUGACGGCUGCGAAGACAAGCAAGUGAUAUCACGUGUGGGCUGGUCGGAUUUCGGUAUGAAUUACGAAUCCACUUUUUACAUAGUUGUGUUGAUGUCCCAUAGGUUGCAUUUUAAAUGUUUCAGCUGACUACGUACAUCCAUUUGAUUUAA